This is a messenger RNA of Chroicocephalus ridibundus (black-headed gull), 6150 nucleotides long. RefSeq names its product TBC1 domain family member 16 (gene TBC1D16). Bases 325 to 2682 code for a protein of 785 amino acids. The record is from RefSeq and is a predicted model, not a curated record. Gene Ontology annotation, cellular component: early endosome. NCBI's taxonomy places the organism in Eukaryota, Metazoa, Chordata, Aves, Charadriiformes, Laridae. Gene Ontology annotation, molecular function: GTPase activator activity. Gene Ontology annotation, biological process: activation of GTPase activity. The transcript is spliced from 13 exons.
GGGCCGGGCCGGGCGGAGCGGGGCCGGGCCUGGUGGGGGUGCGGGGGUCGGCGGUUCGAAGCCCGCCCGGGGCCGGGCUGGUCCGUCCGCUUGUCAGAAGUUUCCCCGGGCUCGUCUUUGCCGGUAAAAGCUAAUUAAAUAUUGCCUCUGUUGGCAGAGAAGUCCUGCACCUCUGCCCGCAUUCCUGAGAGCCCCUGGAGAGCUGCAGUAGGACAUCACACAAGCUCUUCUUUCAUACGUGCGUCUCCAUCUGCUGUCCUCAGCAGAUCUUCUGAAUUCGGCUCCUGAUUAAAGCUGGCAGAUAAUGGAAACAUUUCCUUGGCGAUGUCUCUGGGGCGACUCCUCCGACGUGCCUCUUCCAAAGCUUCCGACCUCCUGACCUUGAAUCCUGGUGGUGGCAGCAGUCCAGCUUCCAUACUUGAUGGGGAGAUUAUCUACUCUAAGAACAAUGUCUGCGUCCAUCCACCUGAGCUGCUACAAGGCAUCGGGGAGCAUCAUCCAGGCUAUUUGUGCUUGUACAUGGAGAAAGAUGAGCUACUUGGAACCACGCUUAUCCUUGCCUGGGUGCCGAACUCCCGCAUUCAGAGGCAGGAUGAAGAAGCCCUGCGGUACAUCACUCCUGAGAGCUCCCCUGUCCGUAAAGCUCCCCGCAAACGCGGCCGCCACACUCAGGGCUUCGGUGUUGUCCGGCAGGCUUCCCCCACCGAGCAGAGAGGGACAGUCAUCCUGAAAGGAGAAGACAUCUUGACUGUGUCACAGCUUGUGAAAGAUGUGGCUUACAUCAGCUCCCCCUCUUCAGAAGGGGAGAAGCUCUCCCAGUGCUGCCCAGCAGCAGACAGCACCCGCCGGUCCCCCCAGCCUGCCCGCAGUGACUCAGGAAUCCUAUCGACAAUCAGUUCUCAGGAGGAGCAGAACAGGUCGGAGCUGUCGGUGGAGGAAGGUCUGGACUGCAGGCCAGAGCCAGGGGAGGACGAGGGCUCCUUGGAGCUGUCUGCUGAUGAUGUGAGCAGGGACAGUACGUUUGACUCUGAUUCUGAUGCCUUCUCUUCCCCCUUCUGCCUCUCUCCCAUUAGCGAAGCCCUCGGGAAAAGCAGUAGUUCUGUGUUUCUGGAUAAUGAAAGCAGGGACACGUGUGACAAUCGCCUGACCUGCUCCACCAGCUCUGCCUCCAGCCUCGACACCAGUGCCCAGUUCCAGGAGAAUAAUGGGCCAACGCAGAGCACCAGAUGGGAUGAACAGCAGAAAGUAUUUGCCCUCGAGCAGGUCUGUGGUGUCUUCAGAGUGGACCUGGGACAAAUGAGAUCCCUUCGCCUCUUCUUUAGUGAUGAGGCAUGCACCUGUGGACAACUGGUUGUUGCCAGCAGGGAGAGCCAAUACAAGAUCUUCCAUUUUCACCAUGGUGGCCUGGAUAAACUGUCCGAGGUGUUUCAGCAAUGGAAGUACUGCACAGAGACCCAUCUCAAGGACCAGCAGCUUACCGAUGAGAAAACCUGUAUGCAGUUCUCCAUCCGCCGUCCCAAGCUGCCCUCCUCGGAGACCCACCCCGAGGAGAACACGUACAAGCGUCUGGAUGUGUCUGCCUGGCUCCACCACCUGAACGAAGCCGGGCAGGUGGAAGAGGAGUACAAGCUGCAGAAGGCCAUUUUCUUUGGCGGGAUUGAUAUUUCCAUCCGUGGGGAGGUGUGGCCCUUUCUGCUGCACUACUACAGCUACGAGUCCACCUCUGAAGAGAGGGAGGCACUGAGGCUGCAGAAGAGGAAAGAGUACUUUGAGAUCCAGGAGAAAAGGCUUUCAAUGACUCCAGAUGAACAGAAGGAUUUUUGGCGUAAAGUACAGUUCACAGUAGAUAAAGACGUCGUGAGGACUGACCGCAGCAAUCAGUUCUUUCGAGGGGAGAACAACCCGAACGUGGAAACUAUGAGGAGGAUUUUGCUGAACUAUGCAGUAUUUAACCCAACAAUUGGAUACUCCCAGGGGAUGUCCGACCUGGUUGCCCCGCUCCUGGCAGAGGUCCUAGAUGAGUCGGAUACUUUCUGGUGCUUUGUAGGAUUGAUGCAGAACACAAUCUUCAUCAGCUCACCCCGGGAUGAGGAUAUGGAGAAACAGCUGAUGUACCUGCGAGAGCUGCUGCGGCUCAUGCACCCGCGCUUCUACCAGCACCUUUCUUCCUUGGGAGAGGAUGGCCUGCAAAUGCUUUUCUGUCACCGUUGGAUCCUCCUCUGUUUUAAACGUGAAUUUCCAGAUGCUGAGGCUUUGCGCAUGUGGGAAGCGUGCUGGGCUCACUAUCAGACCGACUAUUUCCACCUCUUUAUCUGUGUGGCCAUCGUGGUGAUUUAUGGGGAUGACGUCAUUGAACAACAGCUGGCCACUGACCAGAUGCUGCUGCAUUUCGGCAACCUGGCUAUGCACAUGAAUGGAGAACUUGUACUCAGGAAGGCGAGGAGUCUGCUCUAUCAGUUCCACCUGCUGCCCCGCAUCCCCUGCAGCCUGCAUGACCUCUGCAAGCUGUGUGGGACAGGAAUGUGGGACAGUGGCUUCAUCCCCGCUGUGGAGUGCUCUGGCCAUCACCCAGAGUGCGAGAGCUGCCCGUACGGGGGACUGGCGGAAGUGUCUUCUCCUAAACCAGGAAGCGAAGGCAAGAGAGGCUUGAAAACACGGGACGUCUUUGCUUUCCGAAAAUAGCUGGAGAGGAACAGGGUGUGACGGCGGAUGAGGGAAGGACAGGAAGGAUGUGCCUAGGAAAAAAUGUUGAAGACAAAAAUGGAGGGAUAGCUUGUCAAGACUCCUGAGAAGACUGGAAGGUGGAGAAUGGACAAGGAAUGAAAUCAUUCUACAGGGAAAGCAAAUUCCAGUGCUCUGUUGGUGGAGCCUGAACAAAAUGCAUCAAACCAGGGACAGUGUUUGCACGUGCUUGGAUUUGAUUUUGUUAGAAACAUAAAGCUUUUCUAGGUCUUAACAAAGACUUUUUAUUCUGCCUCUGGGAUUGGACUGGUUAGCAACCAGAACUUUGUUACUUGCUGAUGAGAAAUGAGAACACAAGAGAGAGCCAAGCGCGACCAGCAGCGUUUGUGGGUUGGGUGGAAGGAGCAGAGCUGUGGCAAGGCCUCUCUCUGCGAUGUCCCUUCAUCCAGAGCAUUCCACACACACGCACUCUCUGCUUCAACCAAAACAUGCAGCACAGCGGCUUCUCUCUAAAGCCAUAAAGACCAUUUUAAUUAUAAUCUGCCAAAAAUAAACCUGCAGACUAUUGGGACUGCAGGGAAGGUGUCUGCUUUGUUGGUGAGGAAGAACUGGUCACCUGAAGGUCUCGUCUCUCGCCUUUUCUUUUUUCAUACGAUAUACUGACUGGCAUGAUUUUUUUUCCAUUUGUACAGAAAUUGUACAGCCGCAGAUCUUAAAGCACUGCUUUUCUGUAGUCAGGGUAUUUCACAGACACCUUUCAAAAUGUACUUCUUCACAACAGUGCAGCAAAGCUGUUUCUUUAUGCUGACAACUACAGACUUCAGACACUCGUUUAUGGAAGUCUGUUGUUUCCAGUAUGUUUCCCGAUGUAUUUCCUUUGGCUCUUCUCAAUUCCUGAGUAUUUACUGUCCCCACCUGUCUUUGCCGCAGGCUGUAGCACACGCGCUCCAAGAGGGCCCUAAGCUCCUCGGCUGGUGCCGCUGGUGCACCCUCUUCCCCGUCCCAAAGUGAAAGUGAAACUUGGUUUGUUGCAGUCAUUUUUGCUGAGCUCCGUCUCUGGUAAAGGUUUCCCUUGAAGUAUUUUUGAAAGGACAUCAUGUUUCCCCUCUUGUCUUCUGUAAAAUUUGCCAACUAGAAGUGGAGCUGGGGCCUUGAGCACAGCCACGUUGCCAAAUGUCCUUACCCAAUUCAGUGGCAUCCAAAGGUGUGUCCUGAGCCAGCGUUUGUGCCAAACAGAGCCAGGGGAAUAGUUUCCUUGUAAGAGUGAAAAAGGAGAUGAGGUGGCAGUGGGUUGUACCGGCUUUGCCCAUCCCUCUGCAUGGCGUAUGAAGUCUUGCAGCCUUUCCUGGUUGUCUUGCUCCCUCUCACUUCAACCGCUGCUUCUCUCGUACAACUCUGUCUUGGUCUGGCGGGGGGGACUCAGCUUUGGCUGUCAGGCAUGUUUGUCCCGUUAGCAGCACGUGUGGAAAUCCCCGUAUCCUCGCACGUAGGGCCGCAGCGGGUACCUGCACCUGACAAGCAAAUGUCUCUACAAACCUUCCUGCAAGGCCUUACCCACAGCCUGUUGUGGAGCCCGCGCGCCCCACACCUGCUGGGAAGGGAGGCUGGCAACUGGGAUGCUUCGUGUGAAACCAGCACAAACCAAGUCCACGCUGCUUUCGGAAGGGGAAAAAGACUUGACUCUACACAGGCACCGUGCCAAAGAGUGGCUGUUGCAUGGCAGAAGGAUGGUUUGGCUCCUGAUUUGCGUGCCUUUAAUUCGGAGGAUGAAAACCUUCCCCUUGAUGAGAGCAAUGGUGAAACCUACUGCAGUACCGCACACCUCCUGGCAGCCCGGCUUCCAGAGGUCCUGAGGCUGCAGGUGCCUGCUGGGCUUGUAGGAGGUGACACCUCGUGUAAGGGCUGGUGGCUGCUUUGCCGUGAACCAGGGAGUUCUUUGAGAUUUAUGAUGUUUCAGUGAAUAAUAAAAGUUCGUGUGAGGCAUUUGUGUGGUACAUUGCUGUACAGGCUGGGGCUGUACCUUACAGUCGGGGGCCAGCACUUGGCCAAACACUGUCCCCACAGCCUGAGCCGCUCCUUUUGCAGCUCUACGAGAGGUGUGUUGGGUGCUGGGGCUGCGUUUCCCUGACUCCAGCCUGGGGCUGUGCGGCAGCACUCGAUGUAUUCAUCCAGAAGUGAGCUUUCAGUGCCAGUGGCUGAAUUAGGGUCUGAAAAACCACAUCAGAAAAAGCUGGAAGCAUCUUCCUGCAGAGCGGCUCGGUGGCAGGCGAGCAGGUGCCAGCUCCUCACGGGGACAGGCACCCACCUGGGGACGGGCAUCACCGCCAGCCCUUCGCCUCACCGCGAGUCAUCCGCCAGCGCCAGAGCGGCCGGGAGCCUCCCCAGGAGCCUCCCCGGGAGCGCUGCCCGAGGAGCCGCAGUGCGUGGGCAGCUCGGUCGGGCUCUGCGGGCCGGGCACGGGGCGGGCAGCCCCUGCCAGGGCUCUCGGCUGCUGGCAGUGGGCUGGGAGGCACCGGCAAACACCGACCAGAAGAUCCGGAGCUGGUUUUGCUGCAGCAGUCAUUCCCAGCCAGUAGAAGACAAUGGGAAGAGAUGAAGUAGAUAAUUUUUAGCAUUAUUUUUCCACUAUUAAAAUGUCAUUCAGCAAUGUGGAAAUCACUCAGGGUUUGUUUAGUUAAAGACUCUGCGCUGCAGUUUUCCAACAUGUGGAAAAAGCUGGUUUUUUCUGUUUGAAGCAGUGUUCAGCUGCGUGGGAGCCCAUCGCCGGGACCAGCGUGCCACCCCUCGGCCAGCUCACCUGUGCCUGGUGUCCCCUGCGGGUCCCACUGCCAGCGGGAGAUUUCAGGUGUCUUUCUACUACUGCUGACCGUCCCCGAGCUCCUGUCACACGCUGAGCUCCACUUCGCAACAAGCAAAGAAACAGAGACAGAGCUGAUGACCCGGCUGCUCCCUGUUUACCAGCAGCCAUCACGUCCCAGGUGACUUGGUUCCAGUCUCAGCCUGUUCGUUAACUCCCGAUGCCAUUAUUAAAUCCACACUGGAUAUUCACAAAGUUCUGAGCUUGUGGGACGUGCGGGAACAGGAGGGUGUGUGGAGCCGACCUGGAGCCCUCUGGCUGCAUCUCGGGUAGGGUCAGGAGCAACCUUGGGAUUCCUCGGUAGUGAAAGGCAGGCAACGAGUCAAGCGUUGGACAGGGCAGCAGGUUUCCGAGGUCCCUCUGACCUGUCCCCAAGGUCGCCUUUUCCUUUGUGAUGCUCUUUGCCAUCUGAAAAAAAAAACAAACAAGGAACAAAAAAGAAGCAAGGCUUCUGGCCCCGGCAGAGGAGUAAAGUGGAUCCUAGAAACAAUGACCCUCAUGUGGCUUCUCUCCUGAAUCGCUGCCCUGUUCAUUGAAUUAGCUGCAGCUGAGCAGCCAAAAAUAGACUCUCGCAAAGGUAAAUAGUCAGCAUAAGCCUCUUUAGACUCAGC